CCAGAGUUUGGUUCGGAAGCACAAGUACGCAAAAGCAAGCAAGACCACAUAGCCCCUGCCCACGGUCUAUGGUGGGCAAACGGUUGAUAACACACACUCUAUUCCUCUCUACUUUCGGAAAGAAUCGGGGACCGCAUGUCUCGUCAGUUUGAGUAUUACAGAUACGCUGGGAGCAAGCUGGGAGCGUAGACGAGACCAAGGCGGAACCGGCCCGGAACACGUGACGGUUUAGGGCAAGUAGAUGCCUUUGUCACAGUUGGUCUUCCUCCAUCGAUCCAUUCUAUCUCUAAGACUCUGCGAGCCGACGCCAUGUCGGCUGACCGUAUGAUAUGGGCACUGAUGAGGGUGAAAUGGUCGGUGAGCAGUUUGUGAAGGGAGGAGUGGAUUUUGACAGCGUAAAUGCUAUCACUUGGAGACUUCCCCAUUUUGAACAUAUCGUUGAUAUACCAACGUUCCCAUCGACUACGGAGCUGGUGGUUGGACCCGGAACGGACCUUAGGAUGUUUCCUGAUCACGAGGACGCACAACUUAUCGAAAGCGAUACCGCUGGGCGUGAAGGGAACGAACUCUCGUCCUCCAGUGCAACUACUUUGGUAAUGGAAGCUUUUAUAUUAUUGAUAACCCCGGCUAUCACCCAGGCCAAUCUCCGGCCUCGCACGCGUAACACCGACGACAUUCCCCUUACUUGGAGGCGAUUGCUGCCACCAUGUUGACGAUAUCCGUCCCACAGCACACCACCAUUCCCCCUGUCCCUGCCCUGCGUCACUCCUUCAAACUGCGACACGCUCCCUCUGUAAAUCCCACUUCCCUAAAAU
Molecule: messenger RNA, 815 nt
Organism: Desarmillaria tabescens
Lineage: Eukaryota; Fungi; Basidiomycota; Agaricomycetes; Agaricales; Physalacriaceae
Exons: 5
Coding region: 330-713 (127 amino acids)
Source: RefSeq, a predicted model, not a curated record